This is a messenger RNA of Dermacentor silvarum, 990 nucleotides long. Its product is annotated as epoxide hydrolase 4-like. The record is from RefSeq and is a predicted model, not a curated record. Gene Ontology annotation, molecular function: hydrolase activity. NCBI's taxonomy places the organism in Eukaryota, Metazoa, Arthropoda, Arachnida, Ixodida, Ixodidae. The transcript has 5 exons. Bases 18 to 986 code for a protein of 322 amino acids.
GUAUUCAAAUUCAUUAUAUGAGCAAAGGCUGUGACAAUACAAAAUACGAUAGGACAAUGCUGCUCUUGUUGCACGGCUUCUUAGAUUUUUGGUAUAUAUGGAACCACCAGAUACCAGAACUCGGCGAGGAAUUCUGCGUUGUAGUCCCUGAUUUGCGUGGUUAUGGAGACACUACUAAACCAGCAAAUACAUCUACUUAUUUAAUGAAACAUUUGGUUGAAGAUGUCAGACUGUUGAUUGAUAAACUAAACUCCGAUAAGCAGAGGAAGGUUGUCCUCAUCGGACAUGACUGGGGCGGCAUGAUUGGCUUUGUGUUUGCAACAUUAAAUGAGAAGAUGAUUGAAGGUUUGAUAAUAAUCAACGGGAUGCACCCACUGGCUUUCGCAAGAAGGCUUCUGGAAAGCGUGACGCAGAUGAAAAUGUCUUGGUAUUUCCUUCCAUUCCGCCACGAGGACGUCCCCGAGAAGUACCUGAUCAUGAGAGACUUCACGUUCUUUGAUAAAGUGCACAGGGGUUUUACACCAGAUGAAGAAAACUCUCACAAAUACAUGUUUUCACAGAAUGGUUCUCUGACUGGUGCCUUGAGCUAUUACCGUGCCUUCAACGAGGACAGUGACCAGCUAAAGAAGUUUGAUUACCGCAAGAUCAACGUGAGCGCACUGAUACUUUGGGCAGAAGAAGACGCCUUUCUUACAACUCCAAUUGCCACUUACAAUCAAGUGUGGCUCAAAAGUUCGAAGAUCGUCUAUUAUGCAAAAGCAGGUCACUGGGUUCUCAGAGAAUGCUCCAAGGAGGUUACCGAAAGGAUCAGCACGUUUGUGAAAAGUAUAGGUGGAACGUCGAAACCGUCUUCAAAUUAUGCGGUAAAAGAAAGGACCAGUAAUGACUUAUGUGAGGAAUCAAACACCCCAAGAAAAAGUUGGAUAUCAACUGUUUUUGCAUGGCUUCCCAGGAACGUGAGCAUUCCUACUUUGGUGGCUGAAUAAAAUG